GGGAUUUCACAAUAACGGGUCUUACGGACAUUUGCCAGAGGAAGCCGGUCUCAGCUUUAAACCCCCUGUCAGAGUCAGACAGUCACUCUUGUCUCCCGUAGCUACAGGCUACAGGAGGGUUGUUCAUUAUUUUUGCGAGAAAAAAAAAGUUGAUGCGGGUCUCAACUAUUCUCAACUAUUGACAUUUGCAUGUCAGAGAUAUUAUGAAGAGUGUGUAAGAGGGGGGACGUUGGCAAAAUGCUGAUUUUUCUCCCUUUGCUGUUUGUUCUUUGCGCUAAACCAGUUCACAGCAUUUUCGACGGAACCUGCCCCAGAAAAGGUAAGAUCUCACUCCAGUUGGGCCACUAGAUUUCACUUUAUGAGUGUGUAAGAUCUGUGAAGAUGUCAAAAACGAGCAGCCACGAGUCUGAUCAGGGACAGACGCGACUUAUGUCCUUUUUCACGAGAGUGUGAACUUUAUUUCAUGACAAUUGUUGGAAAGAGCAGCAGAUUUAUGCCUGUAAGUUUUCAAACCUUUGAUAAUUACCACGAAUCUUCUUUAUUGGACCAAAGAUAAACCAUAAAUCACAGCAGGCAGCUCAAACAGUUGCAGCGUGUUUUUAUUUCAGUUUCAGCUUAGUGCAACUCACACCGAGCACACUGUAGGUUAAUGCAACACAUUUCACAUUAAAGUCAAUUCAAAUGUCAUAGAAAAUAGUUUAGAUGAUUAUAACAUUACAUAUUUCAAAAUAUGAUACAAAUAUGUGUAAAAGAAUAUGUGCAGAUCCUUUGAGAAAGCAAGUUUUUUACAUUUAUUUUAGAGAAAUAUUUUAUUCACAAUAUAUAAGCCUGAUACAAGUAGGCUUUGAUUUUGAUGAGACCAUAAUAAUGAGUUUUUAAAGAAAGACAACCUAAAAACCAAAUCCGACAUCAAUAAAAUAUGAACCUGACUAGAGAGAAAAGUCAAAACUUUAAAGUGAUACAGAUGUUUUGGUUUGGAUGAAUAAGCCUAUUUUUAUGAGUUUCUAAAGCUCUCGAAAUGUUUUUUUCAUGCGUGCAGAAGUAGGUGCAGAUGCAGCUCUGGAGGAGUUCAGUCCAGGAUUAGACCAGGACUUUCUGACUUUUGAGACAACAGAAAUAGUUGUGAGCUUUAGGGCAAAAACAAAUGUUUAAGUUAGAUUUUAGGUAGCUUUUUGUGAUCUCUACCUUUAAAUAUUGAAGAUGAGUGCUAGGUGCACUUGAGGCUAGUUGAUGUUAUGUACAUUAAAAGCUUUGCAUCAGUCGUUAUAGCCCAGAGGAAGGUGGUGAAUAAUAAACAGGUUCUGAUUCAUUGAACCCUAAAGAACUCUGUAGGGACCUUACAGGUUUUUUAACAAGCAAGGACGUACACCGCCUUGACGAUGGCUGGUCGACUCGGCUACUGAUACACACACACAGGAACAAAUAUCUUUUUUUUUACUUUUUGUCUUCACCACAUAAAAACUAACAAAGAAUUAUACAAGAGCAACAUUUCUGAGUUUUUCUUUAACUUUCAUGUAACACAACAGAGGCAACAUACCCUAAAUCUUUAAAGGUUAUUUCUCCAAAGACUCGAAAAGAAACUGUUUUCCAAAAUCACAAUUUUUAAAUGUUUGAAAAUUCACAAACAAAUUCAUGCAAACUCCCCAAAAAGAGGAAAAGGACAACCCUUAUAACUCUUUGCAUCAUAGCUCCGCCUCAGUCGUUGUUUUUGUGCAAUAAAUUAAUUGUGUCACUGCAGUGUUCAUUCCUCUUGAACUGACAGCGGGAGUCAUGAUUGCCAAGAGUGAUAAGGGGUCAAAAUAAGGUGUGCUAAAGCAUUUUUGGUAGACUGAUUUACUCUCCUGUACAGCUUUCCUUGGAAAUUGUUGUGAAAGGUGAUUUUCUUUGAGCCAACAUACUAGGUAAAAGAAAAUGUGCCUUAUGUAAAUACAGCCUGUUGUUGCACAGCCCAAAUAGUGGAUUGUAUCAGAAGUCCCACCUCUGAAAAGGCAAGUAGUCAUACUGUAGGAUUUUGGGGUGGCGACUAAUUCAAGGAGGAUUCAUGAUAUGUUAUAUGAUAAGUUAUGCUGGAUAUAGGUACAGCCUUCUCUAGCACUGAGUUCUUAUUUUACAGUUUCAGAAAUGCCAGUUUUACUCCACUGAGGGUUUUGUCUAUUUCCACUGUGAACAAACAGCCACUACUGUUUGUAUAAAUGUCUCAGCAUGUACAAACGUGCUGCCAUCUUCUAUAAACCAAUCAGAUUUGACCAUGAAAGGUGAUUUUAACCUUGGUCGUGUUUGAUGUUCCGAACUAAAAGUGCUGGAGGAAGGUUUGGUGGUUGUGUGGCUCCAGGGACGCCACCUAAUCAAAUUAUUUACACACAGGUUCAAGUCCCUAUUUUACAAAUAAUCAACAUACAAACCGAAAAGCAUUACAUGUUGUUCAUCUCUAGACUUUGUAUUUCCAGCGUGGACGGGAAAAACUGGGGAAGCAGAGAGAAAGUUUCUUUUGACUACACAACGUCAUUGGACUUUUGACUUCAAGCAGCCAAGUCCAAACAAGGGAGCUGUUCAAACACAAUGAGCUGUAGUAGAUGAGUCACAUUAUGACCUACAUGUUUUGAGCACAAACAUUAUGAUAAUUGGGGUCUACCAGAAAAAUGAAUAAGAAUGAGGUGAAAAAAAGAGUGCGUGAUUUGGGACAGAAAAAAAAAACACAGAGAAGACUAGAAACAGCAAAAGAGGAAGUUUCAAGAAAGAGUUGGUACUUUUUGUGACGCAAUGUUGAGUACUAUGUGUACUCUGCUUUGUCAACCAGUGCCAAAUCUCAAAGCCAAUGAUCAAUAACACUUGAUAAAUUGUGUUUCUGUUGUCUGUUUGACUGUGCAGAGCCUCCCCCAGGUUUGCUGGUUGUGUCUCCAGGCAGUAAGUUACUCCUGACCUGCAGUGGUCAGGUAAAGGUGGAUGGAGUUCAAGUCAGAGUGGCAUCAAUCGGCCCAAACACCAGCAAACGACGGAUUCCUUCAGGUGAAACCCCAACCCUUGUAAACAUAACAAAGCACACAGGAGCUUUCAUUAAAAGUGAUGAGAAGUAUCACACCAACCCUGCAGAGGCCGAAGAAAACAGAAUCAUAACACACACGCAUGAAGGAUACACAGCUUCUCCCAUUACUCACAAGGCCCAGAAAAGUGAUGUGAACAGGCUGCUAAAGGAUGAAUACAACUGGGAGGAGAGAGAUGAUGAGGGAGAAGAAGAAGAAGAAGAAGAAGAAGGUGGAGAGGAAGACAGGAGGGUGACCAGAGCUGUAAAAAUGAUGUACCAGUGGAAGUGGAAUGGAAAGUCAGUGGAAAAAGGCGACAGAGACUGGGAAGAGAUGGUGGUUGAAGAGCGAGGGGCUACACUGUUUCUGUCGUCAGUGAGAGUGACAGACUCUGGGAAGUACACGUGUUACGACAAAGGCAGACAGACGUUCUCCAUAAGAGUUAUAAUUGCAGGUGAGUAAAAACAGUGGAAAAGCUCCAAGUCAAUGUGAAGUGACUCCUGGGUUUAUUGUUCUUUAAAUCUAUCAAAAGUUAACAUUAGUUGUCAUAGAUGUAAAGUUAAUGAUGGCUUACAUUCUGACUCUCAGUAUUAAGUUUAUGUUUCUAAUCAUACAUCUGUCUGAGGCUGUGUGUUUCUUGUGAUGCACUCAGUUUACUAUUAGAUAAGCCUGCAAUGAUUUAAAGCAACAUUAGAAAUCCAGCAAGAGCUUAACUUUUUCAUAACUAAGUAUAUAAACUUUUUCUGUCUUUUUUGUAGAAAUUUUUGCAGCGAGACAUUUUCAUUUUGCCAUAUUUGCUUCUUUUCCUCUAUUUGAAACUAUGAUUGAUCAACUUUAAUAUCAGAGAAUAUUGUUUCCGUCACUUAGAAAGUGUCUUUAGCCUUUUAUGAAAAUAGAAGUCUGUUAUUAUGAAUCUGAAUCUACAAAUGAGGUGGUGGUUGAUAUGACUUCAAGGUGGAAUUGAAGUUUUAAAUUCUGUGUAUGACUCAAUGAAUAACUAAUACUCUUUAAUGUAUGUGAGCAUUAGAUCCCCCAGAGACUCCCACACUGUCCUGCUACAAAAGGUCUCCCAGCAGUAAGCUUCGCUGUGAGUGGACUCCUCGCAAGGCCAUCACCAUAAUCCCUGAUUGUUAUCUCUUAUUAAGUAAAAGGUGAGGACAGGUAUUAACAGUAUAACUUCCUUAUCAAUCAUGUAUGUGUGGUGCCAAGAUAGUGAAAUGUGUUUGAUGAUAAAACACAGGAUAAAGUCUAUCAAUCAUUUAAAGCCCUAUCAGAAAGCUCACGAGGUAACUGCAUUAAAAACGUCCAUGGCCAUUCUCAUCUUGUGUACAUAAGUAAUAUUCUUUCCCCAUGAUGUUUCUCUCACGAGCUAUGCUAUCUUUGUAAAAAAGCAAAAACACAAUCACACCGACUUAUGCAUAUGCUAGAAAAUUAGCUGAAAUUUUGACAGUAAUGUUAGUGUUGAUGAAAAGGGUAGGGUUGGAUUUGUGCAGUCUCAAUUUCUUGAGCUCAACUUUUCACAAAGUAAUCUGUAUUAUAUCUGGACUGGACUCUUUAUACUGAUCACAGUCAAAAAUCUAUCUGGUCUUUACCUUGUUGGAAAUGUAGCUACAAAAAUUUUGCUGACACAGACUGUUUGGGGUUUAUUUAAAAAAAAAACUGACAUAAAGAAAUGUUAACAACCCUUCAGACUGGGUACGUGUCUGUGUUCUCUUCGUAAAUAGAUGUGAAAGCAGAACACAGUUUUUUUUUUCAAAGAUUUGUAGAAAUAAAAGUCAUACUGAAUCAUUAUUGCAUAAACGGAAGCAUUUGCCAACCCAAACCUAGAUUUUUUUUUAAAGUUUAGAAGUUUACACACUUCUUUAUAGUAAAUGUUCAGCUUAUCAUCUAAGUUUAUUGCUGAAAGAAAGUCAUAGAAAGUUGAUUUUAUUUUUACAGGUAAUCACUAUUUAUGGGUUGACAGAUAAAGGGAAAGGGAGUGAACUAAACCCCCUUUGAGUCCAAAAUGAAUAACAAAUCCACAUUCUGCAUCACUAAAAGUAGGGCUAUAAAGGUAAAACUAGCCAAAGCAAACAAAGUUAGACACACUGAAGGACUGUUUUAUCAUUGUUUUUUUUUCUUUUAUAAGAGGCAGAGAGUCAGAGCUGUUUCGUCGCAUCAAGUGCUCAUAUUCACCUCGCCUCUCCCGCUGUUGGUGUGCUCUGGACUACGAUGAGGACGAGCUGAGAACCCAUCAUAGGGCGUACCUGUGUGUUACGAGCAUUGCAGGCAACACCACCAGCAACCUGAAGCACUUCACCCCACUGGGCAUCUGUGAGUGAGUGUGUUGAGGGGUGUGUGUCCACUUUCUGCGAGAGAAAUGAAAAGCUGCGUUGGAUGUUGAUUUUCUCCUCUCGAUACAGUGCAGCCUGAGCCACCGUCACAUGUGACAGUCCAGCAGGAAACGGGACAGGAGACAAGGUUAAAGGUCAUUUGGACUUACCCAAAGUCCUGGAAGUCUCAAGACAGCCAUUAUGAGCUCAAAUAUGAGAUCAAAUAUAGACCUCGCAUGUCUUCUUCGAUCUAUGAGCAGGUAUGUUGAAAAAAUGUGGAUGCUGGGUUUAAAAAUUGAUAAGACAGAACAUGCUUCGUAAACCCAUUAAGUUUACUUUGUGAGUUUCAGAGCAUCCUAUUAACUUCAGAUAAACAAGAAAAACCCUGCUACCUCAGGUUAUGGCAGUCUGAUUGUGUUCAUCUGGUUGUUUAUUCCUGCACAGAGACACACAAUAAAGAAAAAUCAACACUUCACUAUCACUGAUGCAAUGCCAGGUGUUGAAUACGUGAUACAGCUCAGAGCUACUGAGGAAUUCGAUGGUCUGUGGAGUGACUGGAGUCUACCUGUGAAUGCAUGCAGCUGGACAGGUAAAUACUGUUCGAUGUAUAAAGACGCUCAUCACAAAGGAACAUUCGAUUACAUUGAAUAGCCAUCUUUCAAGGACAUGGGUGUGAUGUAAAUGAAACGGGCAGUUAAACCCUCAGACUUAAUUAGCUCUGUGCAGCAUGAUCUUUCUGGACGCCAACAAAGGUUGUCAUGACAACUAUGGAGGCCGGUGUCCAGUUUCCUAGGUGUUAAAGAAGCUGCAUACAUGGAUGUUCUCUCAAACAUACGUAACUUUUCUAUUUUUAGUUGUGUUUUUGUUCCUUUCAGACUACAAUAUGUAUAGUGCACAAAACAGUAUUUUCUUUCAGCAGCCAUUAGACUGUUUAACAAAACCUGAGUCGAGGACCUGUGCACCUCAGCACUAGAUACUAGUACUACUGCAUUUAUUGCAGUUUUUUUAUACUGGUUUUAACAGAUUUUACUCUACUUGGCUGGUCUGCAGAGGUGCAGUUGUUGUUGUUGUUGUUAGUGUACUGUGUAUGAGUCUGUGAGUGACGCGACCCCUGAAUUUCCCAACUGGGAUUAAUAAAGUAUCUAUCUAUCUAUCUAUCUAUCUAUCUAUCCAUCCAUCCAUCUAUAAAGGCUCAUAGAGAUAUAAUAAACUCCAUCCAGCAACUUUUUCUGCUCAGUGUAAUAGACCUCAUUUAAAAUGAAAUAUUAGUUCAUCUCCUUAAAAUCUAAUUAUUGGUUUAAGGAGCCUUCUGGUGGUCUGUACAAAUAGGGAGCCGACCAUAUCAUCCCAACUUCCUCACUCAGAAACCAGCCGGAAACUUGUGUCUCGAGUCAUCAACUUUGCUCUCCCCUCUUAUUUCCUGUGAACAUUUAAGUGUAUGUGUUAAAAAUAAAAGCUUCUGAGAAAAAAAAAAAAAAAAACAGAACUAGAGCCGCAGCUUGUCAAUUAGCAUAUCUGCAAUAGCUCCUCUAUUUAGAGUCUUAGGCAAGACCUCUGACCAAAUUGGCUUUAUAAAUCAAACACCACAGAGAAAAACAGGAUGAAAUCACUUGCAAGCUCAGCAUUUAAUACCAAGGAACAUUAGACAGGGACUCUGUGUCUUGUUUUGUUUUAGAGAUAUUUUUAAUGAACCAGUUACAUAAACUUCACCCUUUCUCUGCAUUACUUGAAUUUUAAAUAGUACAAAACCUUCACCAAUUUUGAGUUGGUCGGGUUUUCUAUGUUCUGUGACAUUUUUAAAAAGGCAACAUACAGUCUAUAUAUUUAUAAAUGACAUGUUAAGUUGGUUAUGCUGAUUUCCAUGGCUGCUACCUUCGAAUCCCCAGUAAAAGUCAGACCAUAAACUGGAAACACUGGUCUUUUUAUCUUUAUUUGUUUGUUUGUGGGGAGAAGGGGGGUGUUUCAAUGUUUAAGAUGCACUUAGCUGAUUUUAAAGUGUUCAUAACAUUUAUGGUUGUCUCUCCUCAGCACCAUCAGAAUCGCCGCUCACGACUACGAUGGUAGGAGUCUAACACUUGCACUUCAUACCGUUUUAUUGCUACCGACACUCUAGUGUCUUACCCAGUUUUAAUGAACCCUCUCUAACUUGCAGUUCCCACCUUAUCCAGAAGGCUCUGGUGCAGACGUUGAUGUGAUGGAAGGUAAGACAACAAGAAAAAAAAAAACACACACACACACACACACAAAUAUUAGCAUUAAUUUGUUGUGUGUGUUUGUGUCAUGAGGGAAACAGUAGAAAACAAGUAUAAUAAAGGGAACUCUGUAAUGUUGUUGGGGCUAAAAUCCCCCCUGCCCCUCUGGGUUUUCACAGGAAGCCAUGUCAUCAUAAUAACUGGAGCUGAACAACGACACAAGCCACAGGAAACAUGGCUCAACACACCUAUCAUGCACACACGUUUCGUCCAACCCAAACUUACACUUGCACAUUUAUUAUUGAUUUGGAUUUGUGCCACUGUCCCCCUCUUUUUCUGCAGUUGGUGACCCUGUGCCCAGUGAACCAGAGCUGUCUUAUCACUUCCUGUGGAUCUCUGGUUUAUUCGCCCUCUUGUCAGUCACUUUGGCUGUCUACAUAUUCAGGUAGUUAUACUGUAUGUGUGUGUGUAAAUGCACAGGAGCGGUGCUGAGGUUUUGUGACUUGAGGAUAUGAGGCAGGAGUGAGGCUGUGAAAUGUAAAAACAGUUUUUGAUGUUUUAUGAGACGCACAGUAACUAUUUCAAACAGCUAUUGAAAAUGUUACCUAUCCCUGCAAUCCUCUAAAAGCUUUACAGAUUUACACAAUGUUAAGUGUGAGCAAAACCAUUGUUGUGAUAUUAUAGUCUAACAAAAGGAGACUCCCCCGAUGCUGUUUUAGAACAGCAGAACACAUCUCUCAUUAGUUAAAAGCUUCCCACAAACCACAGCUAAUGAUAGCACAAGGCACUAAGCACGUGACAGAGACCGCUUACUUCUAGCCGACAUCACUAGUUUAGUUUUAAAGUAGCUCAGACGGUCCUCUUUUUAUCUCCCUGAGUUACGGUUAGCAAACUUGUAGCAGACUUGUAAACUUGUCUCAAUUUACUUGAGACCAACCUAUUGAAUUACAGCAAAGGUCAGAGGUCAAUGACCCCUGCAGUUGCAUUGCAAGGAAUCAUCUAUAAACUUGGGUAUUUUAGCAGACUAUCAAAAGCCAACCGUCUCAAAAUUGGGUUUUAAGAUGGACAGUGAUUUGAGUUGAUUUGAGUUAAGCUGAGUUGAGUUGAGUUGAGUUAAGCUGAGUUGAGUUAAGCUGAGUUGAGUUGAGUGAGUUGAGUGAGUUGAGUUGAGUUGAGUUGAGUUAAGCUGAGUUAAGAUGAGUUGAGUUGAGUUGAGUUGAGUUAAGCUGAGUUGAGUUGAGUUAAGCUGAGUUGAGUUGAGUUGAGUUGAGCUGAGUUGAGUUGAGUUGAGUUAAGCUGAGUUGAGUUGAGUUAAGCUGAGUUGAGUUGAGUUAAGCUGAGUUGAGUUGAGUUGAGUUGAGUUGAGUUGAGUUGAGUUGAGUUGAGUUGAGUUAAGCUGAGUUGAGUUGAGUUAAGCUGAGUUGAGUUGAGUUGAGUUAAGCUGAGUUGAGUUGAGUUGAGUUAAGCUGAGUUGAGUUGAGUUGAGUUGAGUUAAGCUGAGUUGAGCUGAGUUGAGCUGAGUUGAGCUGAGUUGAGUUAAGAUGAGUUGAGUUAAACUGAGUUGAGUUAAGCUGAGUUGAGUUGAGUUGAGUUAAGCUGAGUUGAGCUGAGUUGAGCUGAGUUGAGUUGAGUUGAGUUGAGUUAAGCUGAGUUGAGUUAAGCUGAGUUGAGUUGAGUUGAGUUAAGCUGAGUUUAGUUAAGCUGAGUAAAGCUGAGUUGAGCUGAGUUGAGUUGAGUUAAGCUGAGUUGAGUGAGUUGAGUUGAGUUGAGUUGACUUAAGCUGAGUUGAGUUGAGUUAAGCUGAGUUAAGCUGAGUUAAGCUGAGUUGAGCUGAGUUGAGUUGAGUUAAGCUGAGUUGAGUUGAGUUGAGUUAAGCUGAGUUGAGUUGAGUUGAGUUAAGCUGAGUUGAGUUGAGUUGAGUUGAGUUGAGUGAGUUGAGUGAGUUGAGUUGAGUUGAGUUGAGUUGAGUUGAGUUGAGAAACAGCCAGUGCAUUGGAGUUCAGUCCAUUUUGUCAAGCUUAUUUACAAGUGUUUUUUUUCCUUUCAGGCACAAGGACAGAUUUACAUCCAAGCUACAAAGACUAAGUGUGGUUUUCCAGUGCGACCUGCCUCAGCCUCAGACCUCUGCUUCAGCUCCUCCAGAGGAGCAGGAUGAGGGGAGUUUUGACCCUCUGCAUUACCAGGAACCUUCAUCAAGCGAUGUGGAAGAGGAACAAGGAGAGGAAGAGGAUGAACUAGAACAAUGGCCUAAUAACAGGAUGAUAGCUCAGCAUUUCAACAACACAACUUACUUUUUUCUUCAAAAGGAGUGAGGUUCAGACAGAGAGGAGAAUAAAAAAAUAUUUACUUCUGAAAAAACAGAGAUACAGAUGGCAAAAGAUGACUUUCCUCUGUUGGAAGCAAACCGAGGAACUAUUUCAUAGUUUCUCUUUCUCUCGCUCUCUCUGUAUGAGUGUGUUCUUAACCUUAAAUACCUCUUCAUACCUUUUUAUUGAAGCUAUUAAGCAAAUCUCUCAUGUCUUUGGCAUUAGAGAUAACUGUAGGUUACAUGUAAGCUUGAUUAUAGGCCUAUAUCGACUGUACCACCUCAUUUUCAGUUUUUAUAUAACUUUGUGAAGUUUUACCAAAUACUUCAACCCCACUCUUCACUUAUUUCUUCAAAAGUUUGUAAAAUAAUUGUGCUGUCAAGCAUUUGGCCUAUAUGUGAAUGUGUUUUACUGCUUUUGUGUUGUUCUGUUUGUGGUUUCAGGAUAAAAUAAAUAAAUAAAAAGAUGUGACUUUAGACUUUUGUGGCAUGAAAUACUCCCAGGUUUUUCAAAGUGCUUCAUUAUCUCAGUCUUGAUCAUAAACAAUUUACAUUAACCCUAGAACACUAUCGCCGGCUGAUUUUCACCCGACCAAACAUGUUUAUGUGAUUUUCAUUAUGUUGCAUUUGUCUGAAUAUCAUGGGUCUCUGGGUAGCUUCAGCAUUGCCUUUGACAUCUUUGAAGGCAUAUUUGUUUCCCUGAUCCAAAACCUGCUUUUUCCUACAGGCACGUAUUCGGAUGAUUUUCACCUGGCAAUAGUGAUAGAGGGUUUGGGUGGAUUUGAUAGCUGCAUGUAGGGAAUAAGGUUAGAAAGAGUGGUCCUGGAAUUUGCAUGCUAUCUUUAUUUAGUGCAGUGGUUAUGAAUGAUUAUCACAAAGUAGUGAUUUUCAAGGUUAUUCAUAUGGUGAUAAGAAAUAUUUUAGUCAGCUGCUCAUUUUUACUCACUCAAAAUAUGCAAUAUUUGGUUCUCUCUCCUGCGGCUGUUAUUGUGCCAAGGACCCUGAGUCUUCACCAGGGGAGGACUCACAUGCCCCAGGAAUGGGUGGAAAAGAAAUUAAGUUUACAGUUUAUAUAUAAACACACAUAUAUAGGAAUUUUUUGUUCAUGAAUGCCUAAUUUCAAUAAUUGUGUUGCAUUUUUAUAUGGUCCCCUCAUGGCACUUUCCCCCCCUUCCGGUUAAAAAUAAAAGAAAAAUACUUUAA
This is a messenger RNA of Xyrichtys novacula (pearly razorfish), 11032 nucleotides long. Lineage: Eukaryota; Metazoa; Chordata; Actinopteri; Labriformes; Labridae. The record is from the annotation of a GenBank genome assembly.